CCGGGGCUUCUCUCCCCUGGGACAGAGCUGGACGAGGCUUCCCGGGCGCUGGAGGCCUUUGAGCUGAAGAAGGCGGCUGCCCGGGCCGUGACAGGGGCCCUGGCCUCCCACCCCAACAGCACCGACGUCCACGUCAUCAGCCUCUCGCUCACCUUCCACGGCCAGGAGCUGCUCAGCGACACCCGGCUGGAGCUCAACUCGGGACGACGCUACGGCCUCAUCGGCCUCAACGGCACCGGCAAGUCCAUGCUGCUGUCGGCCAUCGGGAAGCGGGAGGUGCCUAUCCCGGAGCACAUCGACAUCUACCACCUGACGCGGGAGAUGCCGCCCAGCGAGAAGACGCCGCUGCAGUGCGUCAUGGAGGUGGACACGGAGCGGGCCAUGCUGGAGCGGGAGGCCGAGCGCCUGGCCCACGAGGACGCCGAAUGCGAGAAGCUGAUGGAGCUGUACGAGCGGCUGGAGGAGCUGGACGCGGACAAAGCGGAGGCGCGAGCCUCCCGGAUCCUCCACGGCCUGGGCUUCACCCCCGCCAUGCAGCGCAAGAGCCUGAAGGACUUCAGUGGGGGCUGGCGGAUGCGGGUGGCGCUCGCCAGGGCCCUCUUCAUCCGGCCCUUCAUGCUGCUCCUGGACGAGCCCACCAACCACCUCGAUCUGGACGCCUGCGUGUGGCUGGAGGAGGAGCUGAAGACGUUCAAGCGCAUCCUGGUCCUGAUCUCGCAUUCCCAGGACUUCCUGAACGGCGUGUGUAGCAACAUCAUCCACCUGCACAACCGGAAACUCAAGUACUACACGGGCAACUACGACCAGUACGUCAAGACCCGGGUGGAGUUGGAGGAGAACCAGAUGAAACGCUUCCACUGGGAGCAGGACCAGAUCGCCCACAUGAAGAAUUACAUCGCCCGCUUCGGCCACGGCAGCGCCAAGUUAGCCCGCCAGGCGCAGAGCAAAGAGAAGACGCUCCAGAAGAUGAUGGCCUCCGGCCUGACCGAACGCGUCAUCAAUGACAAGACCCUUUCCUUCUACUUCCCCUCCUGUGGGAAGAUCCCGCCUCCUGUCAUCAUGGUGCAGAACGUGAGCUUCCGCUACAGCAAAGACGGGCACUGGAUCUACAACAACCUAGAAUUCGGCAUCGACCUGGACACCCGGGUGGCUCUGGUGGGACCCAAUGGAGCUGGGAAGUCCACGCUGCUCAAACUCUUGACCGGAGAGCUGCUUCCAACGGACGGCAUGAUCCGGAAACACUCGCACGUCAAGAUUGGCCGCUACCACCAGGUGGAGUUGGGGGGCGCUGCUUCCCGGGAGGCCCUUCUGGGCUUGGAAGAGUCACCAGGGUGGGGGGUGAGGGGUGUUGGGUGCGAUGCCCCAGGACGUGGCACAAAG
This is a messenger RNA of Notechis scutatus (mainland tiger snake), 1380 nucleotides long. NCBI's taxonomy places the organism in Eukaryota, Metazoa, Chordata, Lepidosauria, Squamata, Elapidae. The record is from RefSeq and is a predicted model, not a curated record.